Molecule: messenger RNA, 1038 nt
Organism: Pristis pectinata (smalltooth sawfish)
Lineage: Eukaryota; Metazoa; Chordata; Chondrichthyes; Rhinopristiformes; Pristidae
Product: gastrula zinc finger protein XlCGF7.1-like
Exons: 2
Coding region: 96-788 (230 amino acids)
Biological process (GO): regulation of transcription by RNA polymerase II
Molecular function (GO): DNA-binding transcription factor activity, RNA polymerase II-specific; RNA polymerase II cis-regulatory region sequence-specific DNA binding
Source: RefSeq, a predicted model, not a curated record
CGCCAUCUUAUUGCCGCUUGAAGCGGGCUGAGCCGUGAGGUAGUCGCCACUGAAAGGUGUGGUGGUUAGAAGAGUUGGGGGAAGCAAGGGUUAAAAUGGAAUUAUUAAAGGGAACACCAGCACUCAUAACUGACCAGCCAGGCUCUUCUGACACCUCUGGCUCCAGUGAGCAGGUGCCCACUGAAGGGGAUUGUCAGGGCUUUCACUGUUUUGUGUGCGGAAAAGGGUUUAGGUGGGCCUGUCUGCUAAAGAGGCAUCUGCGGGUCCACACCAGGGAGAAGCCAUUUGAAUGCAGUGUGUGCCAGAAGCGGUUCAGCAAGUCCAGCAAUAUGACGAGGCACGAGCGCUUCCACACUGGGGAGAAGCCAUUCGAAUGCACCGUAUGUGGCAAGCGCUUUUCCACAAGCAACGAGCUGCGAGUCCACCAGCGCAUCCAUACUGGGGAGAAGCCAUUUGAGUGCUCUGUGUGCAAGAUGCGCUUCUGUGCCUCCAGCAAUCUGACUGUGCACCAGUGGACACACACCAUGGAGAGACCAUUUGAAUGUGCAGUGUGCCACAAGCGCUUUUGUACGUCGCGUGACCUGUCCGUGCAUCAGCGCAUCCACACUGGAGAAAAGCCUUUUGAAUGCAGUGUGUGCAACAAGCGGUUUUACAGAUCCAGUCACCUAAUACAGCACAAGCGCAUUCACAGCAGAGAGAAGUGGAUGCAUCCUCAAAAGGGAGGUGUAGCCACUUCACUCACUUCAUGCAGUACCAAAGGCCAAACUAUUUCAAGUGUUCCUUUGUAAACUUUUUUUACAUGCCCAGUCAUUUGUUUGAAUGUGACACGGAGUCUGCAGCACAGACAAGGGUACAACAGAUCCAUCAUGGCAUUUAAUAUUCUGAACGGGGUUCCUCCCACUUGAUUUCAUCCUCCCCUAUCCUCCCCAUCACCAUAUCCUUCUAUUCCUUUCUCCCUUCAUGUGCUUAUCCACUGAUGAGAUUCACCUCAACUAGUCACUGUGUCAGGUUUGCAAAUUGUUCACACAGUAUUCAGCU